AUGAACUCCGUUUGCCGGACGGCGAAGGACGUGAAGGUGCUGCAGCAAGAAGAAAUAAUCAUAAUGUGGUGGAGGAGGAGGGACGGCGCCGUUUUGGAGGUGUUCGGCGGGCGCAGGAUGGGGACGAAGACGAUUAGCGGAGGGAAGAGGACAGUUCUGGAUGGGGGAAUCGAUGCUCUGAACGAAUUCUAUGCCAGGAAUCGAAAGUUGGAGGUGUGGAAAUUGGCAACUAGAUGUGGAAAGGCAUUUGAAACAAUGGGUGAUUGCGGAGCCGAAGACCCAAAGAUGUGA
Molecule: messenger RNA, 291 nt
Organism: Linum trigynum
Lineage: Eukaryota; Viridiplantae; Streptophyta; Magnoliopsida; Malpighiales; Linaceae
Source: the annotation of a GenBank genome assembly